Hevea brasiliensis (rubber tree) is the source of this 3477-nucleotide messenger RNA. RefSeq lists its product as uncharacterized. Bases 828 to 3125 code for a protein of 765 amino acids. The record is from RefSeq and is a predicted model, not a curated record. NCBI's taxonomy places the organism in Eukaryota, Viridiplantae, Streptophyta, Magnoliopsida, Malpighiales, Euphorbiaceae. The transcript has 5 exons.
GUUUGGAUUGCUGCUUAGUUUUGUUAUGCGAUUAUUGAUUUUUCUUUUUUAUGUUCGUUUUCCCUUUUAGCUUUUUCUGCUUAUUUGGGGUGUUUUUAUUUUAAUUGUUUUGCUUCGUGGAUUGAUUUUUCUUUGUUGGUUUUUAGGCUUUUUAAUGUUUAUGGCUUUUAGUGUGCAGUUUUCGUGUUGGGUUUUACUGGGAUUUUUGAGAGUGUUCAUAUCCAUUCCUUUGUUUUUAGCAAUUUGUUUUUUGAGAAACAUGUAUAUGUAAGAGAUUGAUAGUACUGUGGGCAAUUUAUCGAACACAAGUUAUUUUACCAUUUGAAAAUCUGGAUCACAGGAUUUCAAGAUUGCAUUCUAUAUGUUUGUUUCAAUAUUUUUUUUUUAUUGUAAUAUAUUUAAUGACGUGCAUCUUUGUUAAUCGAGACCUAAAUCAAUUUUCCUCUAUCUUUAGUCACUGGUAAAUUUAUUUUAUUUAAUCUGUCUUGUUUUAGUUAGACUUCAAGAUUAAGAAAUUUAACAUGUCAUUCAUUGUGAGCCUUCUAUUACUAUUUGUUAUUUGUAGCUUUGCAUUUUCUCCAAGCUUCUUCAUUGUAUUCUAGUAGAAAUUGGUCUUUUAUGAUGGAUAUUUACCUUAUAAUUAAUCAUUGAGUUGAAAAUAUUUGGCUGAAUGACUAUUCUUAUGCUGCUUCAUACUUGUAUGGUUUUAUUACCUAGUCUUCAAGAUCAAAAGUUUCUCAUAUCUUUCUUUCUGUCUAUCUUUGGUUUUUUUGUGUGACUGUGUGCACAUAGUUGCCUAAAUUUCAGUUGUUCAUAUCCUUCUGGAAAUGUAUAUUUCUUUGUUCACCCCCCUCCCUUUUUCUUCCAGAACUAGUUAUGCAAUGGCAAGUGACAAGCUGAAACAAGGAGAUAAAUCGACACUGUCUGCUUGCUUUCCCCAAAGCAAUGAAGAGCUUGAACCUUUUCAUCUACAAGAUGGAACUGAUGAUCUUGCUGGUAUUUUUGAUAAUGUGGCGCAGCCAGCUACUUUUAUUCCAACUGGGGAUGUGCAUGGCAUGCCUCAAUCUAAUGCGCAGGAAAUGUCAUUUCCUGUCAUCAAGGAUGAUAUCUCUCAAUGUAAUGUCUCUCACAAUCCUGAGACUGGCCUUGGUUACUUAUAUGAGCCUGUUUCAGGUUUUUCGGAUUUGAUGGGUAGUGUGAAUGAAUUUGGUCAAUACCAUGCUCUUGGGGAUUCUGUAGCUGCUGCUAAUAUCCAUACCACUGAUCUUGGCAAUUCUCAGAUUGAGAGAAAUACAGUUACCACUGGGACUGAUGUGGGCGGUGGCUUACAAAUGUUGAAAGCUGGUGAAGAAGCAAAUGAUAAUGAUAUUUGUAGGCCUUGGUUAAUUGAAAAUCAAAUCAACCAUGCAGAGAUUGCGCCUUUAUCAGGCUAUAACCCAUCUAAUGGAGAAUUAGGGAUGAACAUCUCACAGAUGUGCACAGCUGGUGGAGAAGCAAAUGGUAAUAAUAUUCAUGUGCCUUGGGUAUUUGGAAAUCAAUUCAUCCAUGCAGGUAGUACACCUUUCUUAGGCCAUGACCCAAUUAAAGAAGAAUUGAGAAUGAAUAACAGUUUUAUGGCAGGUGUAGCUCAAUCAAAUCAUCCUGAAAUGCUUGAUGGGAAAUUCCUUACUCUUGGAUAUGAGUCUAAUAUGGAGACUAGAUCUAAAUAUAAAGUCUCCAGCAAAGACAAUGAUCAGAUCUCUAAAAAGAUUGCUCUGCCCAUGUUAAACACUAAUUCUAGUCAAAAUGUUGCUAGAAGUUCUUUGAAUUCUAGUUCUAAUGUGGCUGAUGGUUUUUCUAGUUUCCGAAAGCAUGACGGUGGAUUUACUAGACUAGUGCUGGAUGAGAGUGACUCUAAAAGAAUAGGCCAUGCACAGCAUGAUGAUGGUUUUUCUAGUUUAGGGCAGAAUGCAAGUUGGGUGUCUCAUCAAGCUCAGAACAUAGGUAGAUCUUCUGGUCAAAUGCAGAAUGUAGGUGGGCUUUCUAAACCGUCUGGGGAUGGUAGUGUUGGGACCCAGUUGCCACUAGUAGAUAAGCAACAUUAUAAUCAUAUUCCAAGCAGCUGGAACUUAGGACUUGAAAAGAAAUGGGAAGAGACAUUUGCAAAUACAAAUCCUCACACAAGCUUUCAAGAUCUUCCAACCAAAUCGUUAAUGCCACAUAAUAGCAACAAAGUUGUCUUACCUGACACUGGAUGGUUUGAGGUGACUGGGUUAUCACCAUCUUCUUCUUUGGUUAGGAGUACUAUUCAACCUGCUUCUGAUCAGCUCCAUGUUCCUCAUGUUGGAGCUGUCAGGAACUUCUUGCCCAACCCUUUUGUGGUUUCGCCCUUUAGUGGGGUCGCAAGAAGCACUGGCUGGCAGAAUCAGUCAGCAGGUCAUCCUGUUCAAUCUAAUAAGGUUUCUGCAGCUAAAGUUACUGAAGGUGAUCAAUUUUCCAAGAAUAUUAGAGUUAAGCAAGCUAAUGAAGGUAAUCUUGGUCAAUCUCAAGCCUCUGCUCCUGUCAAGCCUUCUGCACUUGCUUAUAAUACUGGUCUAGAAAUUCCAGCAGUUAAUAGGCCCCCUCAGUCUUCCAGUGUUCCUUCUGGACCAUCACUUAAGAGGACUGCACUCAUAUGCCCUCCCAGUGCUCCCCAAUUUCGGUGCAAAAAGACCAGAUCAAUUAAACCUGCCAGUCUUCCAGCUGCUCCAACAUUGCUCCAAACUGGUCCACUACAAGCACCUCUAACUUCAGUUGAUUCCUUAAGCUCACCCAUUCACCAGACUGUUCCCAGUCGCCCUCCUCUAGCCCGCACUUCUCCUCGUCUUCCAUCCUUGCCCAGAACUUCUUCACCUCACCAUAUAAAGUGGAAAGGAAGGCAAGGAGAAAAUAAAAAUCCUCAACCAAGUGGAAAACGAUGUCAUAUUUGCAAGAGAGAUCUCUCAUUCACCCCAAAAGGCCCCAUCUACCAGCCAGAGAAACCAAUAACUGUUGCUGUAUUGCCAUGCGGCCACCACUUUCAUGAUUCCUGCUUGCAGCGCAUCACUCCUCUAAACCAAGCUCAAGAUCCUCCAUGUAUCCCAUGUGCCAUGAGUGACAAGGACUAGCUCUCAUCACACACAAAGCGCAAGCUAAUUAUGAGAAUGAUUAGAUUGGCCAUUUGUAAGGUAAGUGUUUAGGGCCUAAGAGUACCUUCUUUUGCCAAAAUUAUGAGCUUUGGUACAUGGGCCUGUCUUGAAUGAGCUGAUUAACUAACAGGGCAGAGAAUUUCUAAGGCCUUAGGAGGAAGAGUGGGUGUGGAACCCUUUUAUGUUGUAUUAGUAAUUUAAUAUGCACAAUUCCCAAAAGUGUAUGAUGAGUUGACCCUAAAAAGCAGUUUGUUGUACCAACAUUUUGAGAUGGUGUCUCCCAUUCAUGAGGGCAAUUUCCACAAUUUGAGGACUUUCUUUUUAUAAGGCU